This is a messenger RNA of Capronia coronata CBS 617.96, 1203 nucleotides long. RefSeq names its product hydroxymethylglutaryl-CoA lyase. Bases 1 to 1203 code for a protein of 400 amino acids. Lineage: Eukaryota; Fungi; Ascomycota; Eurotiomycetes; Chaetothyriales; Herpotrichiellaceae. The record is from RefSeq and is a predicted model, not a curated record. Gene Ontology annotation, biological process: L-leucine catabolic process; ketone body biosynthetic process. The transcript is spliced from 2 exons. Gene Ontology annotation, molecular function: hydroxymethylglutaryl-CoA lyase activity.
AUGAAGAGCCUCGUCGCACGCAUCUCUCCCUCCGCGCGGAGGACCACCUCCACAACAACACCUCGCUUCCUCCGCCCUUUCAGCACCUCCAGACACCACGCCGCCGACCAUGUAAGAAUAGUCGAAGUCGGGCCGCGCGACGGACUACAGAACGAGAAGAGCACGAUCCCACUGGACACAAAGCUGGAACUGAUCCGACGGCUGGCGCAGACGGGAGUCACGCAUAUGGAAGCGGGAUCGUUUGUGCCUGCGAAAUGGGUCCCUCAGAUGGCAUCCACGGCCGAGAUCCUGGAGAAGAUACUCACAGAUCCACCUCCUGCACCGCACGGCAUUGCAUAUAACUACCUCGUACCCAAUAUCCGCGGGAUGGAGAGUCUGGUGAAGAUAUUCCAAACACAGAACGCCCAGAAUCCGACAGGGCUGCCUACACCUCCUCCAUCCCCGUCGUUACGACCGGAGUCAUCUACCACCAGUUCGAAUCCGGAUGAAUUGUCUACAUCGGGGACGAGUCCUAGCACCACGUCCACCGGCGAGUCCACAUCCACAUCCGCAUCCACAUCCAAUUCAACAGAAAUCUCCCUCUUCGCCGCCGCAACCGAGACCUUCUCGCAGAAAAACACAAACUGCAGUAUCGCAGAAAGUCUAUCUCGAUGCCGACCGAUCAUCGACCUGGCAAAGCAACACUCGAUUCGCGUUCGAGGCUAUGUGUCCGUGGCACUGGGCUGUCCCUACGAAGGGCCCGACGUGGAUCCACACAAGGUGGCUGAAAUCACAGCCUCGCUGUUGGAAAUGGGCUGUGACGAGGUCUCCGUCGCCGACACGACGGGGAUGGGCACAGCACCGCGGACGCUGAAGUUACUCGAGACGUUGAAGGACGCGGGUAUCCUGAACGAGGAUUUGGCCCUGCAUUUCCACGAUACUUAUGGCAUGGCCUUGGUCAACACCGUGGUUGGGCUAGAACACGGUGUGCGAGUCUUUGAUAGUUCCGUUGGCGGAUUGGGUGGGUGUCCUUAUAGUAAAGGCGCCACGGGCAAUGUUGCGACGGAGGACUUGUUGCAUCUGUUGCAUAGCUUGGGCUGUGAGACUGGUGUAGAUUUGGUGAAGAUGGCCGAGAUCGGCGAGUGGAUUACCCAGAAGCUCGGGAGGAAGAACGAUUCGAGAGCCGGCAAGGCUGUGUUGGCGAGGUUGAAGGAUCAGUCAUAG